Cataglyphis hispanica is the source of this 2139-nucleotide messenger RNA. RefSeq names its product CDP-diacylglycerol--glycerol-3-phosphate 3-phosphatidyltransferase, mitochondrial (gene PGS1). The coding region runs from base 490 to 2004 and encodes 504 amino acids. The transcript has 9 exons. The record is from RefSeq and is a predicted model, not a curated record. Gene Ontology annotation, cellular component: mitochondrion. Gene Ontology annotation, biological process: cardiolipin biosynthetic process. Lineage: Eukaryota; Metazoa; Arthropoda; Insecta; Hymenoptera; Formicidae. Gene Ontology annotation, molecular function: CDP-diacylglycerol-glycerol-3-phosphate 3-phosphatidyltransferase activity.
ACAUACAUACAUACAUACAUACAUACAUACAUACAUACAUACAUACAUACAUACAUACGUACAUGCGUACAUAAUACAUACAUACAUCAUACAUACAUACAUACAUACAUACGUACGUACGUACGUGUGUGUGUGUGUGUGUGUGGUGUGUGUGUGUGUGCGCGCAUAUUGCAUUUUUAAUUUGAAAUUAAUCCUUGAAUUUUCGAAUCCUCGAGUUCAAACAGAAAGAAGCUUUCUCUCCUUUUUUUCCUCUUUCAGUUCAAAACAAAUAUCUAAACAUAGAUAUGUUAUGUCUAUGGUUCAAAAUUUGUCCUCUCUUGCGCGUGCGCGUUCUAUAAGUAUCUUCUUUCGUUCUUCACAAUAAUUAUAGGAAAUUAAAAGGAACUAAGAAAGUUACAUAAAAAUCACAUUUUAAUAUCAAAAAUCGCGAGCGUCAACGAUUGUUUAUUCGUGUUUAUUACUUAUGAUUGCAUUGGACAACGUUUCCUCAUGCACAACUCGACUCUGCGAAUCUUGAAACGGUUUUGCAAACCAAAGUUACUAGGUACUGCAACCAAAGUAAAGAGCCGCUGUACAGAUCCAUUGCUUGUCAGACACAAAGCGCAAAUAGCAAUGCUGGACGGCGAAAAGUUGAGAGAAAUGGAUGUUUCUACGCAACAAGAGAUGAGCCCACUAUCCUGGUUGCGUACUGUAGCUCCUGUCUUCCCAGUGAAUGGCUCCAAAAUUACUAUAAUUCACAAGCCACAAAUAUUUUAUACUACACUGUUGGAGAAGUGUAAGCACGCCAAGAAGAGAAUUACAUUUGCUUCGUUGUACUUGGGUACUGGUCCUUUAGAAACCAAGUUGGUGAAUGUUAUAGAGCAAGCAAUGAAUACAAGCGAUGGCAACAUACAAGUGCGGAUUCUCCUAGACUACAUGAGAGGUUCACGGGGCAAGCAGAACUCUCGGAAGAUGCUGGAGCCAUUGCUCAAAGGCCCAUAUGGCGAUCGCUGCAAAGUCUUCUUCUAUCAUACACCAAAACUACGUGGCAUCAUGAAGGCGAUGAUCCCCGACCGUUUUAACGAGCUCAUCGGCUUGCAGCACAUGAAGUUGUACAUAAUUGAUGAUGAUUUAAUCAUCAGUGGGGCAAACCUCAGCAAUGAUUAUUUCACAAAUCGGCAGGACCGAUACUUUGUCAUCGAAGAUUGCAAGGAACUUUGUGACUUUUAUAAUAGAUUAAUUGAACGAGUUAUGGAAUUUAGCUUUUUAUUACAACCGGAUGGUAAUAUGGAUUUGGAUCUUGCUGUGAACUGCCAUCCUUACAAAGGAUCAGGAAAAACUUUUAUUCGAGAAGCUGCAUUUAGGAUACAAACGUUAUUCCAGAAUGAAAUGGAAAAGCGCGCUAGUCUCAAUAAAAAAGAUGCAGACACAUGGAUAUUUCCAUUGGUGCAGAUGGGUCAACUGGAUAUCUAUCAUGACAGUGACAUAACAUUGAAGCUUAUACAAACGGCUCCAAUGGGAGCUACGCUUAGACUAGCGACCGGUUAUUUCAAUCUAACUUUCGAUUACAUUCAGGCUUUGCUUAGAGAUUGCCAAGCAACGUGUCAUCUUUUGACAGCACAUCCGACUGCCAACGGUUUUUUCAAUGCUAAAGGAAUUGCUGGAGGAAUUCCGGCGGCGUACACUAAAAUAGAGGAAUCUUUUUAUGAUUUAUGCGAAAAAAUGGAUCAGCAGAGCAGAAUAACAUUAUGGGAGUUUAUCAAACCAGGAUGGACUUACCAUGCCAAAGGUCUCUGGUACACUUUGCCGGAUCAGCGAAAGCCAUCAUUGACUCUCAUAGGCUCAUCAAACUUUGGUUACAGAUCAGUUAACAGGGACCUUGAAACGCAGAUAGCCAUAGUGACGAAGAAUGAGAAGUUGCAGGAUGCACUGCACAAGGAACAGGCACAAUUAUUCUCAUGUGCUAAGCCUGCCAUAAGGAAGACCUUCUUGCAGCAGGACAGAGUACCACCAGCCUGGAUGUGAUGCUGUGAAUGACCAAACAUGCCAGAAGUAAUCCAGCUAUCAUGAAAAUAGUUUGGAAUUAUGUAAGAAAGUGCUAUAUACGUUCUCUUAAUUAAAGCUACAUUUUAAUAUUUAAUUUUGCAAUUUUAAUUAUUG